This is a messenger RNA of Amoebophrya sp. A120, 8616 nucleotides long. NCBI's taxonomy places the organism in Eukaryota, Dinophyceae, Syndiniales, Amoebophryaceae. The record is from the annotation of a GenBank genome assembly.
GUUCUGGGCAACUUCAUCAACAUUAAGGUUAGUUUUGUUUCGUGAAAAAUCAUAAACGGUGCUCGGUACAACGAUAGUACAGUAUGGAGCUGCAGCUUCAACUGCAGAAGGCGUCUUGCGCUGGCAGCAAGAGGUCCUUUCGCUCGUCCGGUGACUCCUUUGUCUUGGAGCAUAGCAUGAUUCUCACUAACGUCGCUUUGCGUCCGAGAAGUGGUGCGCAUGUAACAGCCCGAGGUGACAGCGCACCCACCGUGCUGUGUGCGACAAGAAGGUCCUGCCCAUAUCCACCGGAUCUGGAGCAGGAUGCAGAUGCGCAGCAGAUGGACGUCGGAACCUGCUCCAAUGGGCUGUUCUACUCCCGAAGCAGUACUACUAGUACAACCACGGGGCCUUGUUUGGAUGUCGGUGCCACUGCAACAGCAUCUUCUUCGUGUGGUAAAAAGACUCGCCGUCCAGCAGCAGCUGUGAUCAAGAGCGCCAGAAGCGGUGGAAAAGUUCGUUCCCCCGGGGGAAGUUCUACAAGAGCCACAACAUGUGUAGGAACAAGAGGACCACAUGAUCUUCACGUAGGGGCACUUCUACAGCACGCGCAAGAACUGCAACCGUCGAGGAAAACGUCAUCUGCCACGACUGCCUCUUCACGGCGACCGGGUGGGAAAGUUUCUUUUUCCACCGGGGCGAAAAGACUGAUAACAAGCAGAAGGUCGUUGUUCUUGUUCCACAUUUUUGCAACAGGCGGAGCUGCUGUGGCCAGAAGCGUGGAGGUGCUGACAGGGACCACAAGCAAGAUGUUGCUCAUGUCCUCGCUCUCGCCGUGGUCCUCGUCCACCGUGCUGCCCGUAGGAGCGAGUUAUCCAUCCGAACCAGAGCAGGAACUGCAGCCGUGGCUGACGUACUUCGAAACGAGCGAUCCAGACUGCUGGAGCAAAAACAAGCUGAUCGACUGGGAGCUCUACCGACGGCAAAUCUUCGAUGCCAUCAAGGACGUGCACGACCUGCGCUUGUUGCGCCUGCCGUCGGACUUCCAGAAAAACUGGAUUUUCGUGCUGAAAAACUUCUCCCUGGCGCUGCAGGAGUGUCCGCUGGGCACCAUCGCGUCCUCGACGCUGGCCGCCGCCUGGCAGCAGAAUCGGUGAUAUCCUGUGGAAAAACGUGCCUACACAAACCAACAAGGUUCGGCUGUCGCGCAUGAAAGCUACCUACAUUGGGGUCGCAGUUGUGUAAAAAUCUUGUUUAGCUAGGCGGGUAGCUCUAGGUCUAGCUGUGCCACACAUCGACCGCUCCAUGAAGAUCCUGCGGCUAGCAUGGCAAACUCCCGAAUAGUAGCAUGAGAAAGCACUUCGCAUGUUGUGGCUGCGCCUGUUGAGACACAUUCCAGUCAAGGCGAGUAGCGUGACAAACCUGGGGUGGGGACGUUUUUACUCAGGAUGGGCAGCCGGUCGAGGCGAAUCUGGUGGAAGAAUUUCCCCUGUACUUCCUGCAGACCCCCUACGAAAGUGCACGACAACCACUCCCCUUCGUUCUCAUUUCUCAUGCAAAACACCAACUCCAUCUCCACAGCUUCCCUCCUGUCACUAUCAUGCAUGACAGGUUCUCGUACUCGUUGCAACAUCUUCCCAAGUAGCACUACACUCCUGCGCAAAUUUGUCAUGCGAAACUUGCAUAAAUUUAAAUAUCUAGCAUUCUUCUUGCCGACGCUUGUGUUGCUGUUCAUCAUGUUUCACAAACUUAGGCGAGAAGUUGCAGUUGUGCACUCUCAUACCCUUAUCCUGGAGCUAGUCGGCCGCGACGUGGUGGAGCUGCUCCGUUUGGUGAAUUUCCGUGUCUUGAUCACGACCGAGUGGCCCCUGUUCAAGAUUUUGUGCCACCUGAACUUUUAUCAACUGUAAAAAUGUCUGGGUCUGGAAGGAUUCAACUUGUCAUGCUGAUUUUGGAUCCUAAAAAAAUCUGUAUUGCAUGAGCAGCAAAGAGAGUCCAAGUUUUGCUACACGGAAAGAGCAUUUGUCCUGCGGUAUAGGCAUCAGGAAGCCCUCACAAAAUCUGUGAUGCUAGGGCAUGCAUCACAGACAUCAGGAGUCAUGCAAAAUGUGCAUGACAAACCUGGCAAUCUUCCAGUCCCAGACAUUUUUACAUUUGAUAACUUUGACCAGGCCCUGCAGGCGUUGGACGAGAACAACGGCCCGCAGCAGUGCGGCGAGCUCAGCGUGUCUGGGUAUCCGAGCCAGUUUAUCCUCGACACUAUCAGGAGCAAAAACGUCUCCAUCCCACUCCCAGAGUUGUCAUGCAAGUUUGCUGUUGCAGGAAUGGAAUGGAACAUUUGUAGUGUUGUAAACAGGAUAAGGAGACGGCUCUGUGAUGCGGCGGUGCUUGCUAAACUGCACCAUAAAACAAAGAGGAGCUUGUCAACAAGCGUGACAACUCCCGAAACUUCUUGAUUUGUGUCGCUAAGAUCCCAACUUGUGACUCUGGGGUGGGGAGCGACGGUUUUGCUCAGGAUGGACGCGAUCAAUUCCUUCACGUCUUACGCUGAGAACAAGGGACUGCAAGCGGCCAAGUUUCUAUCGUAAGAAAAAACUGCUUCACUGUAAAGAUUUUGCAAGUUUUACAUUACAAGUUCACUACACAUUACAACGAAAACUUGCCAUGCGAGGAUCCUAAGGGAAAACACCGCUAAAAAUCACUUGUCUUGCAUGUGGAGCAAGACAAACACUUCAAUGAUGCAUUUUCUGCAUUACGGGUUUACAGUGAAACAGUUUUUUCUUGCGAUAGUUUCUGAAGGAGCUAGAUCCCAUGAUCUACGGCAUCAUGAAGGACCCCCGGGAGUUCGGCACCGUUUUCCUCACAUCCUGCCCCUCCGGCGCCCUCAGCAUCGCGACCGUGAGCUGCAUAUCCACAGUACUUGAAACGCCCCCACGAGCGGAAAGUGACUAUCAUGGGGACUACUACCUUGCUAGUUAGUGCACAAGUCAACCAGUUUCAAUAUUGGCCGUGAUGCAUCAUGAUGACGAGCUUGGGCUGCUCGCAGUGCAAGUAGUCGCGUUCAGCUAGUGUAGCCUCGUCAGAAAUCGAGCGCCUUAUCUUCGUGAUCGUGAUAGCAUGCCCAUGCGCUUGACAUCGAGUUCCAAAACAUAUUUUACCAUUAUUUAGAGGAUGCUCCGCAUAGUUGGAUUGGGCAUGCAAAUUUGCAAUGAGAAACGCUGGGCGGCGGGGACGUUUUUCCAUAGGAUACUGCAUUCUUGCCCUGAUGGCUUCGCCGGUGCUAUUCGAAAAAUUCGAGCGGAUCGUUCAGAUGUUGUUCGACGUGCAGAUGGGAUACGCAAGAAAACAAAUCUACCGUGCAACCACACGACGGGCAAAAUGCAUCUUCACAAAGAGCCCGAAACAUGAUUGAGACUUGUCAUGCAGAAUGUGUUGACUGCAACUGCAACUGCUCGUGACGGGGAAGAGCGAAAAGCUUGUUUGGCAUGCAAUGUGAAAUAAAACGAAUGCCAGCAUCAUGAUAGAUCAUUCGUGCCCGUCAUGGUCUACGGUAAUCUCAGAGUUUUUCAAGUGGAUGCGAAGGUUCUGAUCCAGAAGGAGACCCAAGACUGGAAGGUCUUCUGCAUGAUGCACGCCUUGGGAAUAUCCCGUGUAAAAACGUCCCCACACCACAGUUGUCAUGCAAUUCUGCAUGCCAAAAGGAAAAGCCAAAAAAGUUUCUCAUGCGGAGCCCUAUAAUGAGAAGCAUUUUCUAGUCGUGUUUUGGUAUUUGUAAUGCUAGAAUCAGCACGCUAUGCUAGAUCUGUGAUGCUUCUGCACUAGCUAAACAGGAUUACACUACGAGGACAAAUUUGUCAUGCCAAACAACCAAAGCUGGUUGAUUUGUCUAGCAGAUUUCGCAUUUUGACUAUGGUGUGGGGACGUUUUUAAUCAGGAUAGGGAACGUUCCGGCUGCGGUCCUUCGACCUGGGCUUCCACUUCGAGGAACUGGUCCUGGAGAAAACGCCCAUUUUUUCGUCUUUCACGCUGCCGCCCUUAGCCGGUACUAACACGGGUGGAACAAGAACAUCGGCGCUGCAAUUCCGCGUUUCUAGUGCGGAAAACUGCACUCACAGUUGGGUUGUCAGUCCGGGAGGUUUAUUUCCUAUUGAGCCUGAUGCAACUACAAUCACAGAUGUGACCAAAAUUCCCGUCCUGCGGUCGGGCGCCGAGUUUGACACACUCGGGAAGCAGCGGGACUUGAGUGCGUUAUUGGACGCCCGCGUGAAGUUUGUGGACGUGAUAUUGCGAAGAAAAAUCCCCCCUCUCCAUAUUGAAAAGGUAUGUUUCUAAAAAUUUGUGAUGCUGAUUUGUGACCACAAAUCCUGUCUCUCUUGCAAGAAGGCAACUCCAAAGAAUCUGCCGCCUUAUGGAGGCGAUUUGUAAGGCCGUUUCACCUGCUACAUGGCAGGCCUCUGCUAUGCUAAGCGCCUACAACAAAACACCCCUACGCAGACUGAGGCUUUGCCUGUAGUGCCUCACUGCAAGACAGGUUUGUGUACACAAAUCCAGCAACAGGAGUUUCCGUUUCAAUAUGGGGAGGGGGGAUUUUUCCUCUCAAUACAUGACCAACCCGGGCCGCAAAUUCUCGACCGGUGCAGACGCGAAAACGCCCGAGAAUCGGCUGUUGCCUGCCCUGCCACAGAACUACGAUUUGUACAAGUGGGUCAAGGAGGCGCUGCUGCCCUUGUUUGAUGUUCCGGGACCGGGAAAAAUGGAAAGUCAAAGUACUGAUUUUAGUACUUCUAACCCCUACGUUUACCUGUCCGCGGUGGGCGGGAAAAUGAUGCAGCCGUACGUGAGCGGCUUCGUGUAUGGCGCUCUCAAACGUUACAUUCUCAACUGUUAAGUACACGAAUCUGUGAUGCAAGAACAGCAAAAAUGAAAGAAAAGUGGGAAGUGUGCGCCAGUUUCCAUCACAAAUUUGGAACGGAUUGUCAUGCUGCUUGGCCCGCCUUCGACAGUUUGUCAUGCGAAGCACCUUGAUCGUGUGGAGGCUGGUGGCAAUUUUGCAUGACAAAACCACGCAACAGUUGAGGGUGUAACGUUUGACAACGCAAUAUCGUGCGCCGGUUUUUUUUGGAGUUGAAGUUGAAGGGGCUGAUUCUAGCCUGUCUGGACGAAGACGGGUUGGCGGCCUGUCAGGCGGAAAAGAGGAGGUACUAUACCACUGCUUGCUUUUUUUUUCCGAUUCCACUCUUGGUUUUUGUGAUUCGUCAGCUCUCCCUCGUUGGCAAGCGAGCCUCCUGCACGAAGAUGCAAGUGGCGAGGAGAAUAAACUGCAUAAAGUUCUUGAUGAUGUACACAACGAAUUUUGAAGUUUUUUUUUAUUGUAUGAUGUUGCGUCAUGAUGCAUAUGCUUCAAAAACAAAAUUCCAACAAACACAUCAAAGUAACUCCUUCAGAUUCUCCUCCGCGUCCGGCGCGACAACUGCCGAAGACCCGUAUGCCACUUUUCUUUGUCUGGACUCGCAACAAGGGCACGUGAUUUACAACAAGCAUCGGUGGAUACCGGUUUUGCUCAGCAUGAAUCUGUACGCAUUUUUGCAAAUAUGUCUGGGUCGGGAAGAGUCAACAUUGCAAGGUUUCUGGCCAUGCUUGCCUGCAGUGACUUUGAGCUCGGUGAUUUGCCGUCGUGGGCGCAAAAAGAUAUUCUUGCCUGUCAUGCACAAACGCCGUCUGACUUGCGGAAUUCUGAUUCGCAAGAACACAUACAUAGCAGCUCGUCAACGACAAAACAUUGCUGCGCUCCUUCGUUGCGCCUUACAUGGCGCCGCCCACAAUUCGUCACAGACUAGCAUUUUACGACUUGUUUCCAGACUCAGAUGAAAUAUUUCCAGUGCAUAAUCUGGAUGUCCUUUGGCUAGACUUCGAUAUCUACCUGUUUCAAGACCCCGUGAAGCACAUCAAAACCCUGGUGCCCGAUCCGGAGCUCAAGGGCGUGCUGGACUUCGAAAAGAAAAAGCGGAGGAACCUACCACUGACCUUUGCAAACGUGCCCGAGACGUCGCAUCACCCGGACGAGCCGAUCGGGUUUGAUACCGAUUCGGUGGAAGAUAUCACGAGAUGAACCCAGGUUGGAAAUCGUCAGAAGUGAAAUAAUCUGUCAUGCUCGACCCAGGGUUUCUAGUCGGCGCAACGUGACAAAUUUUCCUGACGCCAUAAAGCGGAUCUGCCAAUAAUGCCGCUUAGGGCAAAGAAGUGUCCUCAUGUCAUGCAAGUCAUCACCUCCUGUUCAGUUCCUGCUGCUGCCCUUCUCUUGACCUCAGUACAACUACUUAAUCAGGACUACUUACAAGAAUCCUCCGCCUCCCUUGCUCUCUCUACUGCCGCAAUACUUACACGCACUUCUUUCGUCGCGUUUGAUGCAGAUCGCAGACUAUUUAUUCCCUUUUGCGGCGAGUAUCCAACCUGAAGACGCUCCUUCCAUAGAGGACCUGGACAAACCGGUGGAGGUGCGGCCCCGCAGCCCCGAUCUGGAGAAGCAGUAUUCGCGGGCCAAUGUGAAGAAGAUUUACCGCGAAAUUCGGUCCGCACCGCAGUACGUGCCCCUCAGGGAUCCGGCCACGGACGCCACCGGAGGAGUGACUAGUACCUGGUCCUCGUGGGCCUCGCAAGCAGUGCAGGAAAAAGGACCCUCGUCGUCCGAGCUGCUCCCGGAUAUCUAUGUCACCGAGCACUACGACGCUCUGUGCCUCAACUCUGGCGUCUUUUUCGUCCGCAGCAAUGCCAAAACGCUGGAAUUUUUUCUGGAAUUCCUGCGCUGGCAGUACGAGCACGUGUUUGCCGAUAAUCAGAACGGGUUUGACGCCUUUCUGAGGCACUCCUGCGCCGACAGCUACGUGCCAGCAAAACUUCCGGCCAUAACGUACUUACUUAUUUACAGAUCGAUACAUAGUGAAGAUGUUGCAGGAGCCUUCCUAGAUGACAUGAUCGUGCUGCUCGAUAUUUUAGCUUGUUUUGUCGUGUAGAAAGAAAUUGACCGUACUAUCGCACUUUUGAAUGGAUGUAGCCAUGUUAAUGUAAUGUAGAUGUACAUAUUAAUGCAAAUAAAAUUUAGGUACGGUCUUCUGGACGUCGAGCAGAGCUACUUGUGUGCCGAGGGUUGGCACGGUCCAUCGGUGGAAAAAGCGAUUCUGUUCCACUUUUGGACCUCGGACUUCGACCACAAAAACAAGCGGCGGGACGGCAGUCCCAUUCGGAUGAAGAAGAAGCACUAUUUCGAUCUCUUCUACCCCACCGAGGGCGGUGCGCGGGACGAGGCGGAAGUUGUGAGUUUGCUAGAAGAUCUCCGCUACCAAGUGCAAAUGAAGAUAAACUUAAGCACCUCCUCCACACUCGGCAAAGUACUGUACAACCUGCUGCAUAAUAAGUCGUAAGACAAAUAAGAACCUUCUCAUGUUUGCUUUUUCUCGAAAAAAAUGGAAAUUGCCAUUCAGAGUGUAAGGGCAGUGGGUGCGAUGUUUUUGCAGUGCAUACACGGUACCCGAGGUUUAAGAUUCUGGAGAAGUGCGCGGUAAUGACCACUGGAAUCAAUGAUUUGAUCGAGGCCACUAUCCAGGAGAAAAACUGCAACUAAUGUGAUGCAAGAGUAGGAGUACUGUAACUGUUGCAGACAUGACAUGAUUCGGCCGGAUAUCAUACGCCAGCAGAGGCCAUGUUCGCACGUGGUUCUAUUCACGCAGACGUCUAGCCGCUCUCGACAUUGACGAGUUAUUGUUGUGGCCAGGUAGAACAAACAUAAAAUUGUGAUGCCGGUGCUAGGUCAAGGUCCAGAGAACUUACGACCACCUACAAUAGUCGCACAAUAAUGUUUUUCAAUGGAUAGCCCAGGCCGGGUUGGACCCAAAAGCAGCUGCGAACAGCGGGGGUAGCGGGUCGCUGAAACCCAACCACCAGGAGUUCGAGCAGCGCCGGCGCGAGGCCGUACAGAAGUUAGAGGACCAGAAGCGGCGACAGGUAUCAAAUGCAAAAAUGUCUGGAUCUGGAAGACUGGUAGGUUUGUCAUGUGGGUUUUCCAUGACCCACACGGUGUGCCAUGCACGGCCUAGCAUGACAGGUUCUGCGAGAUCUCUAUCAUGCCGUUCCUGCAUGAGAAACUGCCUCUAAACUUGUUCAAAAGUGGACCUCUUUUAGUAAUUCCGCAACACAAAUUUUUCCACGAUCCAGAUGUGGCAUGACAAGUUACACUCUUCCAGACCCAGACAUAUUUGCAAUGCAUAACAGGGGAAGCUAAACGAGCUGAAAGCGGAGUACGGCAUUGACAUUUUGGAGAUGCAGCAGGCCAUCACCGAUCUGACCCUGCAGGUGACUACGCAAUCGGCGCAGAUUGACGUGCUUCGGCAGCAGGUGAUGGCAUUAGUGACGGGGACGCCAGUGAAGUUGUAGGACCGAAGGUGUCGAAGUCGAAGCAGCAGCAAAAUUAUUGUUCAGUUCACUUCAAUAGAGAGCGUUCUUCGAAUGACUAAAACGAUAUAAGGAAGCAGAAUGAAAUUUUCUGGAGUUUCAAACGACAGCGCAGGCCACUAAAAUUGGGAAAACCUUCUGUAAAUCAUCUCUCUGGAGGUGUACAACUAGCUUUGCCGUUCGUGUGGGCAC